Molecule: messenger RNA, 5886 nt
Organism: Seriola dumerili (greater amberjack)
Lineage: Eukaryota; Metazoa; Chordata; Actinopteri; Carangiformes; Carangidae
Product: trinucleotide repeat-containing gene 6C protein-like
Exons: 20
Coding region: 549-5579 (1676 amino acids)
Biological process (GO): positive regulation of nuclear-transcribed mRNA poly(A) tail shortening; miRNA-mediated post-transcriptional gene silencing
Cellular component (GO): nucleoplasm; P-body
Molecular function (GO): protein binding; RNA binding
Source: RefSeq, a predicted model, not a curated record
GCAAGCGCGCCUCCUCCAGUAGCCAGCUCCCGACUCAGACUCCCCCUCAGCAGCAGUGCCAGUUGUCCUCUGCCAGUGCUCGCUACCCGCCCAGAGAGGUGCCCCCGCGCUUCCGCCAGCAGGAGCACAAGCAGCUACUGAAGAGAGGCCAGCCAUUGCCUGCAGGAGCCCUCAGCGCUCUCACCCUCUCCUCCUCCUCUUCCUCCUCCUCAUCUUACUCUUCUUCUUCUACGAGUACCAGCAGCACUACCCCAAACUCUGCCACGUCCGCUGCGGGCAAACGCCACCCAGACAUAUCCCUCCAGAGUGGCCCUGGUGCCCAGUAUGAGACCUCUCAUUGGGGAGCAUCUUUGCCAGUUGACAGCUUCUCCAGUGCCAACAGUUGGGACAAAGUGAUUAUUGACGGAAGUGACACAGAAGCUUGGCCCUCCAUCAGCCGCAGUAGUGACAACAGCCACCCUGCAGCACCAGAAUGCCCCUUGGGCUCAGCUAGCUUUAACCAGGACACCAGUGCUAUCACUACCACCAGUAGUUGUAGUUUUCUGAGUAUGGCCACAGGUGCCGCAGGCCAGCAGGCCCACUACCCCUCUCUUAAAGCUAACAAUAACAUGAUGACGGGACCUGGGUCAGCCAACACACUAGCUGGUAAUAGAGGUUGGGGCUUGGAUGGGAAACAAGAUGGUAUCAAUGGUGGCCGAGUUGGAGCGCCCAAUAACUGGGGUUCUCCCAAUUUUAACUUGAACCUCAAUCCCAAUGCCAACCCAUCAGCCUGGCCUGUUCUGGGCCAUGAAGGUGGUGGAGGUGGUGGUAUUGGUCCCAAUGGGGUGUCCAACUCCUCAUCUCUCCCACCAGGUAUUAAUGGCAAUGGGAACAUGGGAAAUGGGAGCCUAGGAGGUGCGGAUAAUGGUGCGGGAGGUUGGGUUGGCAUGAUUAGUGCUAAUGAAAAUGAUCAACAACACCCUUCAACCAACACAAGCUUGUCCUUCAAUAUGGAACCUGCUAACCUUAACACUGAUGGACCAAACCACACUAAGCAACAGCAACAAGCUCAGGAGCCUAUGAGCCCUAUCCAUGGGUUAACUGGCUGGGGAGGCCAAUCACCCACCGAAUCAUCCCAGCUCAAUGGGGAUACAACAGGCAGCUCUGUAUGGGGUGGUGGAGAAACAAAGGCAGCUGACUCCCCCAAGGACUCAGGCUGGGACUCAACUCCUUCUGGAGGCCUUUCUGCCUGGGGCCGACAAGGCAGUGGUGGAGGGAGUAGUGGAAGUGGUGGCUGGGGUGACUGGGGAAAAUCUUCUGGGGGUGGAGAUGGAUCUAAAGGUUGGGACUCAGUAGAUGCUGGUAGUUCAGGUUCAGGCCAAGAGCAGCAACUUAGUUCAUGGGGCCAGCAGCCUGGAACAGCCCCAGCAAGUGAGGGUAGUGGGGACAGCAGUGAAGGUCGAUCCCACAGAGACAGGUCUUCCAGCAUGGAAUUCGCCCCUCUGCUACCCCGGCAGGACCUGGACCCUAGGGUGCUGAGCAACUCGGGUUGGGGACAGACCCCCAUCCGACAGCACACUGUAUGGGAGAUGGAAGAAGCCAACUCUGAUGAUGGGAAGAGCAACAGCAGCUCAGACACCAUAGGAGGCUCCAGUUCCAAUGGUGGACCCUCAUCCACUAAUGGAGGUACCAUCAACCCUAGCAUUGGCUCCAGUCAGAGGUCUGCAUCUGGAGGAAAGGGUGACAGUGACGGAUCAUCACCCUCUGGCUGGGGACCCCCUCCACCUCAGCCAAUCCAGACUGGAUCAGGAUGGGGAGAACCGCAACAGUCACUCAGCAAAGCCCCAAAUGGUACUACCAGUGGCUGGGGAGAGCCUUUGCCUACCAAUGGUCCUAAGAAUGGGGGCACACCAUCGUGGGGUUCUGAGGACAAGUCACCCAGUUGGGAUGAUGGCCUAACAAAAAAACAGCCUACUAACUGGGGAGAAGGCCCCAAAAGCUCCCAUGGUUGGGGUAACAGUAAUGGGGGCUCCAAUGGAUCCAACACAGGGGAAUGGGGAGAAGCAGAGGUCAAGAACAAUGGGUCCUCCAGCAGCAUGUGGGAAGGAGAAGGAGGGAAUGCAGGAAAUGGUGGAUGGAAGGAAAGCCCUAGAGGAGGAAAUAGAGGAGGAGGCUGGGGUAAGCCUGCUCCUGCUGUGACUAAUAGCAGCUGGGGGGAUAACUCACGUGGCAAUGGCCCAGUGCAGGGAGGCUGGGGCUCUUCCAAGCCCCAGGAAAGCAGCAGCAGCAGCACUGGCAGUGGAGGGGGUGGUGGCAUUGGUUCUUGGGGUGGUCCUGGUUCUGUGAAACAAAACCCCUCUGGCUGGGGCAAUGUCAGCAAACAGGACCAGGGCAUGGAGCCCACUGGCUGGGAAGAACCCUCCCCUCCCUCUAUCCGCAGGAAGAUGGAGAUUGACGAUGGAACAUCCACCUGGGGUGAUCCCAACACCUACAACAAGACUGUCAAUAUGUGGGAUCGCAACAAUCCCAAUAAUAACCCAGGCAACAGCGGCCCACCUCCUAGUAAAAAUGGUGGAAUGAUUAUGCCCAAUAAUAACAACAAUCACUCUGUCGGCCCUGGGAACAACAAUCACCAUCACAGUCACCACAUGCACCACCAUCCCCAUCAUGGCCAGCCCCCAACUCACCUGCAACACCAUGGAAACAACAAUGGGUCACCCAACAAUGCCGCCUCACAUCCAGGUGCUGGUCCCCAGGGUAGAUCCCCCCUCGCCAACCCAGGUUGGGGAGAGCUUCCUAGUGUUCAGCCCAAGUCAGAGCCUGCUUGGGGAGAGCCAGCUGCUCCAACAUCAACUGUGGACAAUGGCACCUCUGCAUGGGGCAAGCCACCAGGGGGAGUGGGAGGUUGGGGAGACAGCAGCCACGAGCCCUCUGGACCCUAUGGCAGGACCAACGGACCCCCAGGUUCUGCACCCUGCAAACCAGGCCCCAAACCUAUGCAAGAUGGCUGGGGAAAUGGAGGAGAGGAGAUAGGCAUGUCUACUGGCCAAUGGGACACUGAGGAUGGGGACAUGUGGAACAGCCCCACCUCCCAGGAGAGCAGUUCUUCGUGCAACUCCUGGGGAAAUGGACCCAAGAAAGGCCCAAGCAAGGGGAAGAUGGGCAACAAGCCAGAUGAGGCCUGGAUCAUGAACCGUCUCAUCAAACAGCUCACUGACAUGGGAUUUCCGAGAGACCCUGCUGAGGAGGCUUUGAAAAGCAACAACAUGAACCUUGACCAGGCCAUGAGCGCCCUGUUGGAGAAGAAGACGGACCUGGACAAGCGGGGCAUGGGCAUGUCUGAUUACAGCAACGGCAUGAACAAGCCCCUGGUGUGUCGGCCCUCUGCACUCUCCAAAGACCCCUCUGACCGCAACAACUUUCUUGACAAAGAUGGUGUUCUGUCAGAUGACACCCCCCCAUCACCGUUUCUGCCUUCCCCCAGCCUGAAGCUCCCCCUGGCCAACAGUAGCCUUCCUGGGCAGGGUCUGGGACAGGGCAACCCGGGGCUGGCCAUGCAAAACUUGAACAACAGACAGAUACCCAGUGGAAUGUUUGGCAGUAGUGGAGCAGCACAAACCCGGGCCAUGCAGCAGCAGCCUCCUCAGCCACCUGUGCCACCUCUCAGCUCCUCCCAGCCUAGUCUACGUGCUCAAGUGCCUCAGUUUCUCUCCCCUCAGGUCCAAGCACAGCUCUUGCAGUUUGCAGCAAAAAACAUAGGUCUGAACCCUGCACUUUUAACCUCACCAAUAAACCCUCAACAAAUGACCCUGUUGUACCAACUUCAGCAACUGCAAAUGGCGUACCAGCGUUUACAAAUCCAGCAGCAGAUGAUGCAGGCGCAGCGCAAUGUUUCCGGGCCCAUUAGACAACAAGAGCAGCAAGUUGCACGUACAAUCACCAACAUGCAGCAGCAGAUCCAGCAGCACCAGCGUCAGCUGUACCAGGCGCUGCUGAUGAAGCAGCAGCAACUUCCCUCUCAUUCCUCCUCCUCUUCCUCCUCCACUGGUUUGCAUCCCCCUGGUGGCCUCGCCGGAGGCCCUGGAUCCGGCAAAUCAACCCUGGACCCUUUCACAGGCCCACACCAGGCUCCGGGCCUUGCCGACACACUGCACACCAAAGAGCCGCCAUCUUCGCCCAACGCCUACAGCACCUACCCUCUCUCUGGACUGAAUCCAAACAUGAAUGUAAACUGCAUGGAGGUUGGGGGUCUGUCCCUGAAGGAACCCCCUCAGCCCCAAUCCCGCCUGUCCCAGUGGACACACUCCAACUCCAUGGACUCUGGCAACUCCUCAAACAUGGAGAACAACCUCAAUAAGCAUGGUGCCAUAUCUGCUGCCUCUACCCUGGGCCCCCCUGGGAAGCCCCCCCAACUGGAGGACUCAUACAGCCCUUACAAUCUUAUAUCCAGCUCUGAGUCCCCCACCAGCCCCUUGGUGCCCCCAGACAGCUGGGGCCAGGGCAAGAGCCCCAGUGAAAAGAUCUCUAAUGGGACCAACAUUAACUGGCCCCCAGAGUUCUGCCCAGGUGUGCCAUGGAAGGGCCUUCAGAACAUCGACCCUGAGAAUGACCCCAACAUGACCCCUGGCAGCGUUCCCAGCGGUCCCACCAUCAACACCAACAUCCACGAUGUCAACCGAUACCUGCUGCGGGACAGAAAUGGAGCCACUUCCCCAGCUCCACCACUUCAGAAUGGCUCUCUGCCUCCAACCAGCAGUGACUGGCCAGUCAGUGACUACUCUAGCUCUUUCAGUCUGUCAUCCUGUGAUGGGGACAGCUCAGGUAAACUGUCUGACAUGAAGUCCACCUGGUCCCCAGGGCCCAUCUCCCAGAGCCAAGGCUCUCUGUCCCAUGAGCUGUGGAAAGUCCCCCAGGGACCUCGCAACUCCGUGGCACCUUCUCGGCCCCCACCAGGCCUCACCAACACCAAGCCCUCCUCCACAUGGGGCGGUAACUCACUGGGUCUGGCCCAAGGCUGGAGCGGCUCCUACUCCUCUGAGGGAGCCACCUGGAGUACUGAAAGCUCUACCAGGACCAGCAGCUGGCUGGUGCUGAGGAAUCUCACCCCACAAAUUGAUGGUUCAACUCUGCGGACCCUGUGCAUGCAGCAUGGCCCCCUGAUCACAUUCCACCUCAACCUGACCCAGGGUAACGCCGUGGUGCGCUACAGCUCCAAGGACGAGGCCGCCAAGGCCCAGAAGUCUCUGCACAUGUGUGUGCUUGGAAACACCACCAUCCUGGCAGAGUUUGCCGGCGAGGAGGAGGUGAACCGCUUCUUUGCACAAGGUCAGUCGCUAGGGGCAAACACCACUAGCUGGCAGGCCAACCCCGGAACCAAUCAAAACCGGAUGGGCGGGGCAGCGCAGUCCCACUCAAUUGGCCAGUGGAGCAACAGUGGCGGUGGAGGCAAGGCCAGCGGAGGUGACCUGCUGUGGGGCGGGGUGCCCCAGUACUCUAGCCUGUGGGGACCGCCGAGCGGAGAGGACGCCCGUGUGAUCGGAAGCCCCACCCCCAUAAACACCCUUCUGCCUGGAGAUCUGCUGAGUGGGGAGUCCAUGUAGGAUGAUGCCACAAUACACUAACCAACCAACCAACCAACCCACCACCACCACCAUCAGUGGAGGGUGGGGUGGGGAAAAAAAUAACAAAACAUACAAAAAAAAAUUUCAAUAUGAACAGGAGCAAAACCCAAGCAAAUCAUGUGGUGAUAAUCAGUAUCAAUUUGAACCUUUUUGAACUGUGAAUUGUGAUUCAGAAGGAGGGGGUCCCCACCACACAGACUGCAGACUCCAGUCCUUCUGUUUUACUUUUGUAGUUUUUAUUUUGGUUUGGUUUACCUUUUUUGGGAAAAAAAGCACGUUUUUUUUU